Sebastes umbrosus (honeycomb rockfish) is the source of this 1697-nucleotide messenger RNA. RefSeq lists its product as uncharacterized. Gene Ontology annotation, molecular function: zinc ion binding; DNA binding. The record is from RefSeq and is a predicted model, not a curated record. NCBI's taxonomy places the organism in Eukaryota, Metazoa, Chordata, Actinopteri, Perciformes, Sebastidae. Gene Ontology annotation, cellular component: nucleus. The transcript has 11 exons. Bases 122 to 1474 code for a protein of 450 amino acids.
UACUGUGCUGCCAUCUGUUGGCAGGUGUCAGCAUCUAUUAAACAUCAGUUGGUAGGAAUAGUUAACUAGCUUCACUUCUCGUACACACAUGUUCUCUAUGUUCCUAUAAAGCAACCACAUAAUGAACCGUCAGGAUAAUGUUCCGUUCACACCGAGAGCAGUAGUUAAAGGAGCUCCUCCAGUUUACAUUCAACCACCUCCUGGAAGGAUACCCCAGAACUUCAAAGAAGCUAUGCUACACAUCCCAGUGAAGCUAGCAGACAAAUCCAAAAACAGGACACCUGACACUGCUGUUAACACACAACCAGCCAAGAAAGCUUCAGCAAAAUCCUCUAUUGAUAAAUGGAAGUCUUCAUUCAAACCAUUAGAUGAAGAAGAUGACUCUCUGGACACGGACACAGGCGCCGGCAGUUCACAAAGGGUUGAGAUUUAUGAUCCUUACGACCCUAUCUCGUCAGACUCUGAGCACGAGAUCCUACAGGCCCAAGACCACAACCAAUCCCCACCCAAACAGGAUAACAACCUGGAACUUCAGCCUUUGCCUGCAAGUAGAGGCGGCCAUAAAAAACGCCGCUGGGCCUCAUCCUACUCUGAGUCAGUGAGCCUACCCCUCGACAGCCACGACUUUAGCCCCGAAACCAGACCCACCGAGAGUCAAGAUCUCAGUCCAGCUCAGAGACUGCCAGAACAACAGGCUUACAGCCCCGACACUGAAUCACUUGACCGUCCGGAUUAUGACUCCAUAAGUAAACCUCUGGACCACCGGGUCUGCAGCCCCGACAGGCUCAUUCAUGGCUCCUCCACCCAACAGUUUCCCGCAUCUUAUGGAGGACAGAGGACCAACGGGGAGGAGAGGAUAACAGUCUCAGAAUACAGGAGAGAGAUGACUACUGUUAGAUUAUCCCCACCCAGGUUACACCGGGACUAUCAACAUAUGUCGGAAUACGUGGGAACAGGACGGGACCAAAUCCCUCCUCCUACAGAGGUGCCAAGAAACAGAAACAGAAAUAUAAUAAUGGACAAGAUCCCCAUCAUGUGUGAUCUUUGUGACAUUGAGUUAGCCAAUAGUCGGGAGCUGGAGGAUCACUUGGAGAGCAAGAGUCACUGGGACACCCUGGAGCACAUCCAGCAGCAGAAUAAUUAUGAUGACCUGGUUAUAGCCUUCCUACAGGAAGUCCUGCUUUAUAAAAGCCAUCAGUGCGGACGAGCCAUAGAGGAUGGUGCACUCCAAGCGCUGCAGGAAAAUGACCACAUGACAAAGAUUGAAAUGUUCCACUGUGCAGCAUGCAGUGUCUUCGUAUCCACAUCUGCAUCCUCGGUGCACACUCACAUUACCUCUCAGGAACACCUCUGCAACACAAAGGAGUUUCAAGUGCAGCAGAGACGUUCUUGCCUUGACAAAGCAGAAAUCAUGAUGAAGGAGCUGAAGCCUCAGUUUGAACACUUCCUGAAGGGUGGCAGCCUAUUUGAAUGAUGGAAACCAUUGAAAGUCUCCAAAAUACUAUUUGCGCUGGGAGGCUGUUUGUUUCCGAUGGAGAACUAUGGACUUAUAUCUCAAUCACAUCCACACAUAAAUGCUGUGACACCACUAAUGUACAGUUUAUUGCUAAGAGAGUGUACAUUUGUAUAUACACGUUUGUCAUUCAGGAUUUGUCUGAAUAAAUGGAGGCAUCUUGAAUCAAUGUUUGUUCACCAAA